CAUAUGAUCGGACAUGCGCAGAAGUGUCAGCCAUCUAAAGGAAUCCGCAGAGUUGAUGUGAAGACGGACCCGCAAAAAGUUGGAAGUGAAAGGGAAAAUCGGGUUUACCGCAUUAAAGACAAAGAAGACGCGGAGACACUAUGAGCAAGCAACCCCAGAGUAUAGAGCUUGGUGCCAAAGGAAAUCCAGCCAAUUUUGACAGCAGCAAGAUGGCCGACAUGUCAGUGGAAGAAAUCACAAUCAGAGCCAACCAAGUGACUGAUGAGUCACUUGAGAGCACGAGACGCAUGCUGCAGUUGGCAGAGGAGAGCAGGGAGACUGGAACUAAAACCAUGGUCAUGUUGGAUCAGCAGGGAGAACAACUGCGGCGUGUGGAGCAGGGCAUGGACCAUAUCAAUCAGGACAUGAGACAGGCAGAGAAGAACCUUACUGACCUGUCGAAAUGCUGUGGCCUGUGUGUCUGUCCCUGCGAUAGAGUGAGAUCCAUUGAGAACGAUGGGCGGUACAAGCGUACUUGGGGCACUGGAAAUGACAAUGGCACAGAUGGCGAUGGAAGUGUGGUUUCCAGCCAACCCACCAACCAGCGCAACGGGCAGGCGGCAACAACAGCUUCCGGUCCCUAUAUAAAGAGAAUCACGGAAGAUGCACGAGAAGAUGAGAUGGAGGAGAACCUGGGGCAGGUGGGCAGCAUCAUCGGGAAUUUGAAGAUCAUGGCUCUGGACAUGGGCAAUGAGAUCGACAAACAGAACAAGACCAUUGACCGUGUUAACGAGAAGGCUGACAUGAAUAAAGCUCGUAUUGAUGAUGCCAACCAGAGAGCUAAUAAGCUUCUGUAGAGAAGCGAUUUUGAAACAAGCAGCUUCUCUCUCUCUCUUUCUCGUUUGUUCUUUUUUUUUUUAUCAAAUACACAAGCACCUAUUUGUUUGAAGGGCAAAAUUGUUUUAGCUUUAAAAAAUGUUCUUCCACUGCCUCCUGUGCCUUUGUGUCAUUUGUUUAGAAGCCUUUUUCUUGUAAAUAGAACUGCACACACACACACACUGCCUCAAUCAGGUCUUCGCCACUAGAUGCUGGACAAGCAGCGUGGCGUUACGCCAUUCUCUGGUAAUCGCUAUCCUGACUUUCUGUAAUUGUUCUCCGAGGGUUGCUGUUUCAAUGCCCUCUUCAGUGACUUGCCUGGGUCUUCAUGGCUGAUACAUUUUUAUCAUUAUUUUGUCCAUAAAAGGACAAGAGACCUGUGUUUCCGUGUCUCCACGUGCCUGUGUAAUUUCUCCUUGUAGGCUGUUCUGUCAUAUUAACCCACUUUUACUAGGGUUGUUAUAUAUAUAAAAUUGUUUACUUGUUAUAUAUCUGUCCUUGAUUGUAUCUAUAUUUAAUUAUUGAAAAAAUCUGUUAAUUAAUUAACCCUAAUGGAGUUUAAUGGAGUUUGUGUCUCCUGGCCCACACAGUUUUUGUUCAAAAUGACCCGUGUGAGCAAAAAAAAGUGCACACACAAUACAGACGUUUAUAAAUGUCACAGUAAUUGUUCUAUUCACUAUCAAAUAAAAAUGGCUAGGUAUUUAAAUUUGUAUUUGAAAUUUUAAUAAAGCAAAUACAGAGCCUCAA
Messenger RNA from Silurus meridionalis, 1602 nucleotides. RefSeq names its product synaptosomal-associated protein 23-like. Gene Ontology annotation, biological process: synaptic vesicle fusion to presynaptic active zone membrane; synaptic vesicle priming; exocytosis. Gene Ontology annotation, molecular function: SNAP receptor activity; syntaxin binding. The transcript is spliced from 9 exons. Lineage: Eukaryota; Metazoa; Chordata; Actinopteri; Siluriformes; Siluridae. Gene Ontology annotation, cellular component: SNARE complex; plasma membrane. The record is from RefSeq and is a predicted model, not a curated record. Bases 141 to 836 code for a protein of 231 amino acids.